This is a messenger RNA of Hordeum vulgare subsp. vulgare (domesticated barley), 1023 nucleotides long. RefSeq names its product RING-H2 finger protein ATL8-like. The coding region runs from base 242 to 877 and encodes 211 amino acids. The record is from RefSeq and is a predicted model, not a curated record. NCBI's taxonomy places the organism in Eukaryota, Viridiplantae, Streptophyta, Magnoliopsida, Poales, Poaceae. The transcript has a single exon.
AAAAGGAGCCACGCGUGCAGGAGGAGGAAGCACCCCCAAAGUGGCAUAUCGCCGCCCGCCACUACCCUGCCGCCGUGGGUCCCGCCGUUACCUCCCCGCCGGCCGGCUCUCCGCUCCACCACCAUUAGUCCAUGACCGGGCCGCUAUAAAAAUCCACGCAGAGCACAGCAUCCCACACACGCACGCACGCACGCACGCUCAGAGUCAAAGAUAAGCUACAUACAGAGAAGCAAUCAACACCAUGCGCGCUCCGGCGAGCCUCCUGCACCGCGCCGCACUCGCCAACACUGGCCCCGGCGAGCCGUCGUCGUCACCGUCUCCGGUGAGCAUGAAGGCCCCUGAGCAGCAGCAGCCGCGGCAGCAGCAGACGGCGCCUGUGAUGGCGGUGAACUCGGACAUGGUGCUCAUCCUAGCGUCGUUGCUAUGCGCGCUCGUCUGCGUCCUCGGCCUCGCCCUCGUCUCCCGGUGCACGUGCCGACGACGCCGCCGCUCGGCCACAUCCUCCGACCAUGCCCCUCCUCCCCCAAAGGGCCUCAAGAAGAAGGCCAUCCACGCGCUCCCCACCGUCUCCUUCGCCGCCAACGGGGCUUCUCCGACGCCGGCGACGUGCUCGUCGUCAGAGUGUGCGAUCUGCCUGGCGGAGUUCACGGAGGGGGAGGCCCUGCGCGUGCUCCCGCGGUGCGGCCACGGCUUCCAUGCCGCAUGCGUCGACGCCUGGCUCCGGACCUGCGCCACAUGCCCUUCCUGCCGUGCCCCCAUCGUUGCCACGCCAGCGCAGCCGCCGGUGGUGGUCGUGGUGGCGGCGAACAACAGGUGCGGGAGGUGUGGCGAGGUGGCAGCGCCGAACCAUGGUGUCGAUGACACGUUUUUACCGUAGCUUGUAAAAUUAUUAAUCAGGUUUGUAGUAUUUGUUCUUGUGCCCUGUUUCCCUCUGUCUCUCUCUCUGUGUACUAUAGCUAGGUCCCGUUGUACAUUCAAUUUGUCUUCCGGUUGAUUUUGUGAAGCAAAACUUGUGUUACUUCA